Messenger RNA from Microcebus murinus (gray mouse lemur), 3621 nucleotides. The record is from RefSeq and is a predicted model, not a curated record. Lineage: Eukaryota; Metazoa; Chordata; Mammalia; Primates; Cheirogaleidae.
GCGCGCGGAGGGCGCGGAGGACCCCGGCGCUCCUGGGGACGCGGGACUCCCCUGGGAAGGGGCACAGGAGAAUGUCUCAGGAACCUACGACGUACACCCUUUUCCUGUUUCUUGCUCUGAGCCAUGGCGUGGCGAGUCAGAGAAUUCCAGAUUCCAGUGAGGCAUUACUGGAUCUCAUACAGUUUCAAAGCUCCCACGUGUGGACGGCAGACCAGUCGGAUAGAGUCCUGGCCUACCUGGAUGCACGGCAUGUUCCCUUCACCAUGUCCAGCCUGCAGGCAGCCAUGGAAAACCACCUGGAGCAGCGUUUGCACCAGCCCCAGAAGCUGCUGGAGGACCUGAGGGAAACAGACACUCAGCGAUUCCGCACUGCCAUGAGGUGCCUCUUGGAAGACAAGAAGGGCCGCUUGGACCUCAAGGACACCAUCAUUGACUUGGGAGAGAUUCGGCAACAAGCCUUGCAGAGCCCUGGCGUGAACCGCAGCCUGUUUCUCGUCACGCUGGAGAGGUGUUUCCAGGUGCUGACCUCCCUGGAGUGCGUGGAGAUUCUGGGCAGGCUGCUGAGGGCGUCCUCAGGCAGCUUUCUCCAGCCAGACCUCACAGACAGGCUCCCCCAGGACCUGCGCGAGGACGCCUUUAAGAACCUCUCUGCAGUGUUCAAAGAUCUCUACGACCAAACCUCGGCUCAUUCCCAGAGAGCUGUCUACUCCUGGAUGACUGGGAUUUUGCAGACCUCCUCCAAUGCCACUGAUGACUGUGUUUCAUGGGUCAGUGCAGAAAAGUUAUGGAUUUUGGGCAGAUAUAUGGUUCACCUACCAUUUGAAGAAAUUAUGAAAAUUAGUCCUGUAGAAAUUGGGCUGUUUAUCAGCUACGACAACGCCACCAAGCAGCUGGACACGGUCUAUGACAUCAGCCCUGAACUGGCCCAGGCGUUUCUGGAGAGGAUCAGCUCCUCCAACUUUAGCAUGAGGAACACCUCCACCAUCCACAGGUUGGGGCUGCUGGUUUGUUUCUACGAUGACCUGGAGCUGCUGGAUGCUGCAGUGGCUCAAGUCCUGCUUCACCAGAUGAUCAAAUGCAGCCAGCUGAGGGGCUUCCAGGCUGGCGUUCAGAAGCUCAAAGCCAACCUUCUGGACAUUGCCACGGAGAACCAGACCCUCAAUGAGACCCUGGGCUCUUUGUCGGAUGCGGUUGUGGGUUUGACCUACAGUCAGCUGGAAUCCCUCUCCCCGGAGGCUGUGCAUGGUGCCAUCUCCACCCUCAACCAGGUCUCAGGUUGGGCCAAGAGUCAGGUCAUCAUCUUGUCUGCCAAAUACUUGGCCCAUGAGAAGGUGCUGUCCUUCUACAACGCCAGCCAGAUGGGCGCCUUGCUGGGCGGGGUCAGCACCCAGGCCUUCCGCAGCAUGGACUGCAGGGACCUCCCGCAGGCCCUGAGAAGCACCGUCGCUCAGCAUGUGUCUGAUCUGUCACCUGCCCAGCAGCAAGGUGUCCUUAGCAAGAUGAUCGAAGGAGGAGAUCCUGCCUCGGGCAUUGUGGAGAUACCAGGGGCUUUCUUUAAAGAAGUGUCUCUUUUUGAUUUACGGAGGGAACCUGGAUUCAACCCCACAGUCCUGAAGGACAAGGAGCUUCGGAGGAGCCAGGCCCUGUUCCUGUAUGAGCUUCUGUUAAAGACCACUGGGAGGCCCGGGGAGCUCCUGAGUGCUGGGCAGCUGGUCAAAGGCGUGACGUGCUCGCACAUUGAUGCCAUGAGUGCUGACUCCUUUCUGGCUCAUUUCCGGUAUUUUGAGAACAAUCUCUUCCUGCUUUCACCGUAUCAGGUUAAUUGUUUGGCGUGGAAAUACUGGGAAGUUUCCAGGUCGUCUAUGCCGCCUUUCCUCUUGGCUGUGCUCCCGGCCCGCUACCUGGCUUCCAUCCCGGCCUCCCAGUGUGUGCCCUUUCUGAUCAGCCUGGGGAAGAGUCGGUUGGACUCCUUGGUUUUAGAUUCCCACAAAAAGACUUCAGUCCUCAGGAGAGUGCAGCAGUGCCUGGACGACUCCAUUGCUGAUGAGUACACUGUGGACAUCGUCGGGAACCUGCUGUGUCACCUGCCAGCAACCAUUAUUGACAGAGGCAUUUCCCCCAGGGCUUGGCUCCCUGCCCUGCACAGACUCAGAGACUGCCCAGACCUCAGCCCCGAGCAGAAGGCUGCGGUGAGGUGCAGGCUCCUGGAACAGUACGGACUUCCUCAGAACUGGACAGCUGAGACUACAAAGGACUUGGGACCCUUUCUAGUACUUUUCUCAGCUGAUGAAUUAAGCCCUAUUGCCACAAAGUUUCCUGAUAUGCUUCAACAAACAGCUUCCAAGUUGGCUGGGACCCUGCCCCCUAGAGAAUUCCUCUGGGCUGUCUUUGAUUCUGUUCGGAACAGCAGUGAUGGGAGUCCUAGCUCUGAUGCCAUUCCUGGUUGCCAUGGAGUCCCGGCUCCUUCUUCAGACGAUGUCUUCAAGUUGGCUGAAGCCAAUGCCUGCUGGGCCCCGGAGGACCUGCUCUGCAUACAGGAAGACACAUUCAUCAGGAACGUGGAGCUGCUGGGGGCUGUGAAGGGGUUCAGCCUGCCUCAGCUGCUGGCCCUGAAGGAGAAGGCAGUACAGGUUUGGGACACGCCUUCAUACUGGAGAGAACACCAUAUCGUCUCCAUGGGACGCAUUGCUUUGGCUCUUAAUGAGAGUGAGCUGGAGCAGCUGGACCUCAGCUCCAUAGACACUGUGGCUUCCCUGAGCCAGCAGACAGAAUGGACCCCAGGACAGGCUAAAUCCAUUCUGCAAGGGUUCUUGGAUGAUUCAGGCUAUAGUAUCCAGGAUCUGAAGAGCUUUCAUUUAGUGGGCCUUGGUGCAACCCUGUGUGCUAUGAACAUCACCGAAAUCCCACUUAUAAAGAUCUCAGAAUUCAGGGUGGUAGUGGCCAGAAUUGGGACCCUGCUCUGCAGCACCCAUGUCUUGGCCGAGUUUAAAAGGAAGGCAGAGGUUGUAUUUGGGGAUCCCACUGAGUGGACCAGCUCUGUCUUGCAGGAGCUUGGGACCAUUGCAGCUGGAUUAACUAAAGCAGAGCUCCGGAUGCUCAACAAGGAUUUGAUGCCGUAUUUCCAGCCAUCAGCAAUAAAAUGCCUUCCUGAUGAGAUAUUCAAAGAGCUGUCCGCGGAGCAGAUCGCCUGCCUGGGUCCGGAGAACGCGGCGGCCGUGACCCACGCCCAGCGCCAGCGGCUCGGCACGGCACAGCUGCAGAGCCUCCAGCGGGCGCUAGAUGGCGCCAAGGCUCAGCCCUGGCAGGACGCGCCGGCCAGCGCCGUUCCCACUAGGACGCCAGCCUCGUGCUCUCCCCCAGGAGCUCCCAUCUCUCGGGGCCUUGGACUUGGCUGCCUCCUGCUGGUUCUGAUGGCCAAGCCUCAGUGGGGAGUGGCCUGAGUGCAUUGCCCCUUGGGUGUCCCAAGCAGCUGGCCAAAGCGUGUUGAGACAGAGGGCACUUCAGACUGUGGGAGACCCUUACCUGGACCAAGAGCCUCACCUGGGGCAGAGAGACCCCUGGGCCUUGACAUUUAAAAGGCCCCAAAAGGAAAAAUAAUUAUUAAAAAUGAUCUUGCAGAUU